Mus pahari (shrew mouse) is the source of this 390-nucleotide messenger RNA. RefSeq names its product beta-defensin 40. Lineage: Eukaryota; Metazoa; Chordata; Mammalia; Rodentia; Muridae. Gene Ontology annotation, biological process: innate immune response in mucosa; defense response to Gram-positive bacterium; defense response to Gram-negative bacterium. The record is from RefSeq and is a predicted model, not a curated record. The transcript has 2 exons. Gene Ontology annotation, molecular function: CCR6 chemokine receptor binding. The coding region runs from base 141 to 362 and encodes 73 amino acids. Gene Ontology annotation, cellular component: extracellular region.
AUCUCUCCUUAAGGCUCUACUUUGAGGUUACUUAGUCCUCCCUCUCGAUUACUGGAGAUGUACUCUGUGCUCCGGAUUCACCUUUAGCAAAGCUUUCCAUCACUGGCCCUGACUGUCAUCAGCUCCACGUGCAGCAAACCAUGAAGACCUCCUGCUUCCUGCUGCUGAUACUCUUUCUAUCGUGCUUUCAGAUCAACCCAGUUGCUGUUCUUGACACAAUAAAAUGUCUCCAAGGAAACAACAACUGUCACAUUCAGAAAUGCCCAUGGUUUUUACUUCAAGUUAGCACCUGUUAUAAAGGAAAAGGCAGAUGUUGCCAAAAACGCCGUUGGUUUGCCAGAAGUCACAUGCACAAUGCGUAGCCAUUACCUUAAUAAAGGAAAACACCCG